Messenger RNA from Aureobasidium namibiae CBS 147.97, 1560 nucleotides. Its product is annotated as MFS general substrate transporter. Lineage: Eukaryota; Fungi; Ascomycota; Dothideomycetes; Dothideales; Saccotheciaceae. Gene Ontology annotation, biological process: transmembrane transport. The record is from RefSeq and is a predicted model, not a curated record. The coding region runs from base 1 to 1560 and encodes 519 amino acids. Gene Ontology annotation, molecular function: transmembrane transporter activity. The transcript is spliced from 3 exons.
AUGGUCAACGAUCUGACACGCUCGACGUCGCCGUCGUUGGUAAACACCUCGCCGAAAGAGAGAUCGAGUGACGACAUCUCUCUGUCCACUUCCCCACAAUCACAACAACCUCCACGCGAUGAGGAGGCUGCUGUGAUAGCAAAGGAAAAGGAUCAAGGGGACUCGUUCCUUGUAGGAUGGGAUGCAGGAGAAACGGGCAACCCGAUGAAUUGGUCGUCGACUUACAAGGCCUUCAUCACUUUCAUCCUCGGCAUGCUCGCGCUGGCUGCUAGUCUUGGUUCUUCUAUCAUUUCUCCCGCCGAGCAACGGAUCGCAGAGUACACUGGAAUCUCUGGAGAAGUCGCUGUUCUGGUCAUCUCCCUUUACAUCGUCGGCUUCGCUGUAGGUCCUCUGAUCUGGGCUCCUACGUCAGAAGUUUGGGGACGUAAAGUCAGCAUGUUGCCAGCAAUGGUCGGUCUAGGCCUCUUCAGUAUCGGCACUGCUGUUGGCAAGAAUGCUCAGACUAUCAUCAUCUGUCGCUUCUUUUCGGGAGUUUUUGGCUCCGCUCCCGUUUCGAACGUCAGCGCCGCUCUUGGUGAUAUGUACGCCCCGAAGCCUCGAGGUCAAGCGAUGACAUUCUACGCCAUAGCUGUCGUCGGCGGGCCGACAAUCGGACCUGUUAUUGGCAGUGCAUUGACUGUCAACGUUGGCUUCAGGUGGCCCUCUUAUAUCCUUGCGAUCUGGGUCUUCACUAUCGUUGUAUUCGCCUUUUUCUGCCUGCCAGAAACAUACUCUCCUGUUCUUCUGAAGGCCAAGGCCCAGCGUCUACGGAAAGAGACUGACGACUCACGAUGGCACCACCCUCAUGAAGACGUCAAGUUGGACGUUAAGACCGUCGUCACGAAGCACCUUGCGAGGCCCAUCGUCAUGCUUACGACAGAGCCGAUGGUCACUUGCAUCGCCUUCUACGCUUCAUUCGUGUACGGAAUUCUUUACAUGACUCUCGAGGUCUUCCCCAUCGUGUUUGAACAAAACAGAGGUUGGCCUCUUAUCACAAGCACUCUACCAUUCCUCGCACUCUUCGUGGGAGUAUUAUUUGCUGUCCUGAUCAACCUGGCCAACCAGCCGCGCUACGCUCGUGCUGUUGAUGCCAACAAUGGAAGACCCGUACCGGAAGCGAGGUUGUUGCCGAUGAGCAUAGGUGGCGUUCUCUUUACUGUCGGCCUGUUCUGGUUCGGUUGGACCGCUGAUCCAUCCAUACCGUGGCCAUCUUGCGUCGUUGCGGCAGCUUUCAUCGGAGCAGGCUUCAACAUCAUCUUCCAGCAAUGUAUCAACUUCCUGGUUGAUACGUACUCGCUAUAUGCAGCCUCGGCUGUUUCGGCCAACACGUUCUUGCGCAGCUUGAUCGCGGGAGGUCUUCCGCUCGCGGCACGACCGAUGUUUAACCAUCUGGGUGUUGGGCCUGCGAUGAGUAUUCUUGGCGGCAUCGCUGCGUUGGCAUUACCCGUCCCUUUCAUAUUCAUGAAGUUCGGAUUAAAGCUCAGAAAGAUGUCGAAGUUCGCUCCGGUGCACGAAGACUGA